Molecule: messenger RNA, 2160 nt
Organism: Oncorhynchus gorbuscha (pink salmon)
Lineage: Eukaryota; Metazoa; Chordata; Actinopteri; Salmoniformes; Salmonidae
Product: adhesive plaque matrix protein-like
Exons: 2
Coding region: 1-2160 (719 amino acids)
Cellular component (GO): keratin filament
Source: RefSeq, a predicted model, not a curated record
AUGAAACGAGGAAGCCAUAGGCACUACAGCCCGUCUCACUACAGCCCGCCAAACUACAGCCCGUCUCACUACAGCCCGUCACACUACAGCCCGCCACACUACAGCCCGUCACACUACAGCCCGUCACACUACAGCCCGCCAAACUACAGCCCGCCAAACUACAGCCCGCCACACUACAGCCCGUCACACUACAGCCCGUCACACUACAGCCCGCCACACUACAGCCCGCCAAACUACAGCCCGCCACACUACAGCCCGUCUCACUACAGCCCGCCACACUACAGUCCGUCACACUUACAGCCCUCCACACUACAGCCCGUCACACUACAGCCCGUCUCACUACAGCCCGCCACACCACAGCCCGCCACACUACAGCCCGCCAAACUACAGCCCGCCACACUACAGCCCAUCUCACUACAGCCCGCCACACUACAGCUCAUCACACUACAGCCCGCCACACUACAGCCCGUAUCACUACAGCCCGUCACACUACAGCCCGCCACACUACAGCCCGUCACACUACAGCCCGCCACACUACAGCCCGCCACACUACAGCCCGCCACACUACAGCCUGUCUCACUACAGCCCGCUACACUACAGCCCGCCACACUACAGCCCGUCUCACUACAGUCUGUCACAAGCAGCAACAUACUACAGCCCGCCACACUACAGCCCGUCACACUACAGCCCGCCACACUACAGCCCGUCACACUACAGCCCGUGACACUACAGCCCGUCUCACUACAGCCCGUCUCACUACAGCCCGUCACACGACAGCCCGCCACACUACAGCCCGUCACACUACAGCCAGCCAAACUACAGCCCGCCAAACUACAGUCCGUCACACUACAGCCCGUCGCACUACAGCCCGCCACACUACAGCCCGUCACACUACAGCCCGCCACACUACAGCCCGCCACACUACAGCCCGCCACACUACAGCCCGUUACACUACAGCCCGUCACACUACAGCCCACCACACUACAGCCCGUCACACUACAGCCCGCCACACUACAGCCUGUCACACUACAGCCCGCCACACUACAGCCCGCCAAACUACAGCCCGUCACACUACAGCCCGCCACACUACAGCCCGCCACACUACAGCCCGUCUCACUACAGCCCGUCGCACUACAGCCCGUCGCACUACAGCCCGUCUCACUACAGCCCGCCAAACUACAGCCCAUCACACUACAGCCCGCCACACUACAGCCCGUCACACUACAGCCCGUCACACUACAGCCCGCCACACUACAGCCCGCCACACUACAGCCCGUCACACUACAGCCCGUCACACUACAGCCCGCCACACUACAGCCCGCCAAACUACAGCCCGCCACACUACAGCCCGUCUCACUACAGCCCGCCACACUACAGUCCCCCGUCUCACUACAGCCCGCCACACCACAGCCCGCCACACUACAGCCCGCCAAACUACAGCCCGCCACACUACAGCCCAUCUCACUACAGCCCGCCACACUACAGCCCAUCACACUACAGCCCGCCACACUACAGCCCGUAUCACUACAGCCCGUCACACUACAGCCCGCCACACUACAGCCCGUCACACUACAGCCCGCCACACUACAGCCCGCCACACUACAGCCCGCCACACUACAGCCUGUCUCACUACAGCCCGCUACACUACAGCCCGCCACACUACAGCCCGUCUCACUACAGUCCGUCACAAGCAGCAACACACUACAGCCCGCCACACUACAGCCCGUCACACUACAGCCCGCCACACUACAGCCCGUCACACUACAGCCCGUGACACUACAGCCCGUCUCACUACAGCCCGUCUCACUACAGCCCGUCACACGACAGCCCGCCACACUACAGCCCGCCACACUACAGCCCGCCAAACUACAGCCCGCCAAACUACAGCCCGUCACACUACAGCCCGUCACACUACAGCCCGUCACACUACAACCCGCCACAAUACAGCCCGUCACACUACAGCCCGCCACACUACAGCCCGCCACACUACAGCCCAUCACACUACAGCCCGUCACACUACAGCCCGUCACACUACAGCCCGCCACACUACAGCCUGUCACACGACAGCCCGUCACACUACAGCCCAUCAUUGUUUUUGGAGUGCGGAAGGUUAUCUGGACAAGAGGAAGUUCACCCUUUUUACAGAUCGUCGUCCGGUGA